AUGAAAACACUGAGGUUGAAGUUCUCUAAAAUAACGCGGUUAUUGAAACAAGGUCGACUGUCCCCGUUAUUGAAGCUCACUGUUGUACUGGGAUCAGUGUGGAUGCUUUACCUACUCAGUGAACUGAGAACAGACUGGAGUCUUAACUACAGUAAGUGGGAGUAUACAGAUGUUGAUGGCGGUCCGGAGAAAGAGUGCAACUGUUCUGCAAUCCUGCAAGGAGAGACGAAGGCAGUGGAAAAGGCCAAAUUACUGGCCCUCUCUGAAGACUUCCGCAAGAGAGUUCGGAUCCCUGAUGAGUAUUACAUUAAUGCAGCCAAAGACUGCAGGAACUUCAAGUUAAGCAGGAAAUACUUGACAUUCCCGUUAAGCAAAGAAGAAGAGGAGUUUCCUCUGGCUUACUCUAUGGUGGUCCAUCACAAGGUGCAGAAUUUUGAGCGACUACUGCGAGCUAUUUAUGCACCUCAAAAUAUUUAUUGUGUCCAUGUGGACAAAAAAUCAGAGAGCUCAGUCUUUGCUGCCAUCAUGGCCAUCACCUCCUGUUUCCCAAAUGUCUUCAUGGUCAGACGGCCUGUCAGUGUGGUCUAUGCAGCCUGGUCACGAGUCCAGGCUGACCUUAACUGUAUGGCUGAUCUUUAUAAUGCCAGCACAGAAUGGAAAUACUUGAUCAACGUUUGUGGCCAGGAUUUCCCUCUGAAAACCAAUUUGGAGAUUAUACAGAUGUUGCGUUCAUUGAAGGGUCAAAACAACAUGGAGUCAGAACAAAUGUCAGCUGGAAAGAAAUGGAGGGUGACAAAUGUUCAUGAGCUAGUUAAUGAGGAAAUUAAGCGGACAGGAAAGCAAAAAGAGCCACCGCCCUUCAACCUGCCCAUGUUUUCAGGAAAUGCCUACAUUGUGGUCACUCGAGGUUACAUCCGCAGUGUGUUGGAAGAUGAUCGAAUACAGAUGCUGAUAGAGUGGGGCAAAGACACCUACAGUCCUGAUGAGUUUCUCUGGGCAACCAUUCAACGAAUGCCUGGUGUUCCUGGCUCAACAAGGCCCCAUAGUAAAUACGAUAUGACAGAUAUGAAUUCAGUUGCUCGGCUGGUGAAGUGGCAAUGGCAUGAGGGUCCACAGGAUUCCCUGGAAGCAGUGUAUUCAGAAUGCCAUGGUCAGCAUGUGAGGGGGGUAUGUGUGUAUGGUGCUGGAGACCUGCAAGGGAUCAUAGCUCAGCCUCACCUCUUUGCCAACAAGUUUGACAUCAACAUAGAUCCCAUUGCCAUCUACUGCUUGGAGAAAUACCUGAGACAAAAGGCGUUGGCUGAGUUACAUUAGGUGGAGACUUCUGUGUCACCCCAGAAUCAGCCAGGGAAGGGGGUGCUUGGCUCCCAACAAUGUCAAGUCAAGUCAGUGGUACAUACCAAAGUAGCAGGACCCAAUGUUGCACAACAGAAAAUUUUUGAAGUGUAACAAGAUUAUCAAUUACUCAAUUCACUCCCUGGUGGGCA
Messenger RNA from Acanthochromis polyacanthus (spiny chromis), 1487 nucleotides. RefSeq names its product beta-1,3-galactosyl-O-glycosyl-glycoprotein beta-1,6-N-acetylglucosaminyltransferase-like. Bases 1 to 1314 code for a protein of 437 amino acids. The record is from RefSeq and is a predicted model, not a curated record. Gene Ontology annotation, cellular component: membrane. NCBI's taxonomy places the organism in Eukaryota, Metazoa, Chordata, Actinopteri, Pomacentridae. Gene Ontology annotation, molecular function: beta-1,3-galactosyl-O-glycosyl-glycoprotein beta-1,6-N-acetylglucosaminyltransferase activity. The transcript is spliced from 4 exons.